This is a messenger RNA of Pyricularia oryzae 70-15, 2609 nucleotides long. Its product is annotated as 4-coumarate-CoA ligase. The transcript has 2 exons. Bases 579 to 2303 code for a protein of 574 amino acids. Gene Ontology annotation, molecular function: CoA-ligase activity. Lineage: Eukaryota; Fungi; Ascomycota; Sordariomycetes; Magnaporthales; Pyriculariaceae. Gene Ontology annotation, biological process: secondary metabolic process. The record is from RefSeq and is a predicted model, not a curated record.
GCGGAGUCGGGUUCAUCAUAGCUCCGGACCAACCCCCGUUUUCACAUCCGCUUCCGUCAUUCAUGGGUCUCCAACGGUGCCGCCACCACGAACAGUCCCAUCGCCUUUACAAACUUGUUUUAUCUCUCCUUGUGUUUGCACUUACCGGGAUCGGUCCGCGUUGAAGUUAGUCUAUACAGCCUUUUUCACAGUCUCAUUCUUUUCCAACUGCGUACAUAACCCUCCAAAGCAUUCGUCUCAAGACCCAACACACACACACACACACACACACACACCAGCGCAACUGGGUGCCUUCCAGGGAUUAGCGUACAGGGUUCCAUGGGAAAAGAACACCCUUGGCUCUGAAUGCCCAGCUGAGGGGAAGCUCAGCUCCGUCUCCGUACCGCAAGAUACCUAGGCGAAGCUCACCUCUAACUCCCAGCCUCGGGAUCGGAAGGGACUAUAUUGCUGAUACUUCCUCCUGAUAUUUCGUUACAACCACUUCCAAUCCGAAUAAAGUGCAACAUCUGGUACGGCUUUCACGACAAACCAGCAAACUCCUUUCACGAUCGCAAAGCCGCAUCUGUAAUUCACUUACAAUGACAAUUAAAUCACGAUGGCAGAACGAGAUCCCUAGUUGCUCUCUGCAGCAAUGGAUCUUUGGAUCAUCUCGCGGGCCCCUCGAGGGUAGUAAAGUCUUUAUCGAUGCCGACCGUCCAGACACUCACUACCUUACCAUCAACGAGUUUAGAUUGGUGGCCAAGCGUGUCGCUAUAGGUCUCCAAGCAGCGGGUUUGAAACCGGGCGAUCGUGUGUUGGUCUAUUCUGGAAACAGCAUCUGGUUCCCGGUUGUCCUCAUAGGCGUCCUCAUGGCCGGCGGCAUCUUCACCGGCGCCAACCCCGGGUUCGUUGCCCGGGAACUUGCGUAUCAACUACGCGACAGCGGCGCUUCUUUCAUGUUCGCUGCCCCCGUUGUCAUGGACGUUGCACUCGAAGCUGCAGCCGAGGCAAAGAUGAAACCAUCGCAGAUAUUCAUCUUUGACCCGGAAAUAAAUGCCAAAGAUGAAGAGCCUCAAUACGAACCUGACAGCGAGGGCAGCGGUACCCGUCACUGGGCCGAGCUGCUCAAGGGCACACUAGCCAAGGCCGAGACGUGGGAUUGGGUCGAGCCGGCAAACCCUGCCGAGGCGACCUGCUGCCUAAACUACAGCUCAGGAACGACGGGUGUACCCAAAGGCGUCGAGAUAUCACACAGCGCCUACGUCGCAAAUGGCGACGGUGUCACCUUUGUCAUGAAUCUCGAUCCUGACCUGGCAGUGAAUAAGAAGUCUCUAACCCAUCUUUGCUUCCUGCCAAUGUACCACGCCAUGGCUCAGACAUACUUUGUUGCAAAUUACCCACGCCGGCGUGAUCCCACCUACAUCAUGCCGUACUUUGACUUCGAAAAAAUGCUUCAGCACGUGCAGAACUACCGCAUCAACGCCCUGGUUGUCGUCCCGCCCAUCGUGGUGGCAUUGGCCAAGCACCCGCUUGCCCGCCAGUACGAUCUUAGCUCCGUGGAGAACCUUGGCUGCGGCGCGGCCCCGCUCGGCGCCGAAGCCAUCAAGGAGUGUGAGGCGCUAUGGCCCGACGGCAGCGUCAAGAUCAGGCAGGGUUGGGGCAUGACCGAGGUGACGUGCACGGCGCUCGGCUGGGACCCUAGACUCGAGGCAACAGAAACGACAGCUGUGGGCGAACUCAUGCCCAACUUCUAUGCCAAGCUCGUUGAGACCGACGGCUCCGAUAGACCUAUCACUGAGGCCAACAAGAGAGGCGAACUGUGGGUAUCGGGGCCAACGAUGCUCAAGGGUUAUUGGAACAACCCCCAGGCGACCAAUGCGACCAUUGUAUACGACAAGGAGGAGAACAGGCGGUACCUUCGUACGGGCGACAUCGCAUACGUCGAGCGGUACGAGGCUGGCACGCCCUUUCACGUCGUCGACCGGCUUAAGGAGCUCAUCAAGGUCAAAGGGAACCAGGUGGCGCCGGCCGAGCUCGAGUCCGUCCUUCUCCAGCGCCCCGAUAUCAUCGACGUCGGCGUUGUGGGUGUCACAAUCAAGGGCGAGGAAUACCCGCGUGCGUACGUUGUCCUAGCCCCCGGAGUCAAGACUACGGGCGAGGAUAUUGUCAAGUGGAUCGAGCCCAAGGUUGCCAAGUACAAACAGUUGAAGGGCGGUGUGGCCAUCGUCGAUGCCAUUCCCAAGAACCCUUCUGGGAAAAUCCUUCGCAAGAUCCUCCGUGAGCAGGCGAAGGCUGAGGUUGGAGACAAACCGUCCAAGUUGUAGUACUGAAAAGCGCCUGGCACUCCGAGACGCAGUCGCUCGGGCGAAGUGAUGGGUCUCGCAGAGCAUCAUGGUCUAGCCGUGGAGCGUCAUACCUGCAGAUGAAGUCAAUGUAAUUGGGGAUUUGAUGUAAGACUAUCUAAAUUUACGAUGGAACGUAACAGAAGCAAACAUGCCUGUACGUGCACGCCUGCGUCGCCAAGACAGGCACGCGAAUUGGAUGUGAAAGAGUCCAGGUAGACGAACUACGAAGUAGAUUAGUUGGGUAGGUACCUACCUACCUAAUUUAUCGCCAACGGAAUCAAUCGC